GAUAAAGAAUUGAAACCUUUAAUUUACUGUUUUACCGAUGUUUACGCCAAAAGCAUCGUUUACAAAAUAACAGACAUGUUUGUUUCCGAAAGCUUGGAGGAGACUAUGUUUUACGGAUUCUACGAACUGGAUAUUUCUCUGAUUGGACCCGGAUAUUACUGGUGCGAAGGGUUUCUGUAUCCAGGUUUAACAAAGGUUUCGUCAAAUAAAUUGUUCGUCCAGAAGGAAUACAGGGGAGAGUACGUGGUCAUUCUAAAAUUAAAAAAUUACGUUGAAAAGUUAUCGUUUUAUCCACUGACUCGCGAGAAUAUUGAAAUGCUUCAAAACCAUUUCCAAAACGAAAUGCCUUACAAUUCAUCAUUCUAUCCGAGAAUAUUUAAAAUUAAUGCCCUGGAUGGUAACGAUAUGACUUUAACGUUUCAUCUGUCCUCUGCGGAUUCUCGCAAUGAUCAAGACGAAUAUAAAACAUUAAAAAAUAUAUCACAAUCCCAAACCACCUUCGAAUUCGUCGAAUUUCGAAGCGUUAGUUACUGUUAUACCGAUGUGACAAACCAGUAUGGACAAGAUAUUUAUUGGAAUAUCACGGUUACAGACCAAUCCAAAAACCCGGCGGGUGGAUUCUGUGUGACUGACGAUGGUGUUAUUCUUCAACGAUAUUGCGUUGGGAAUUUUAUUGAUGGAUACCGGUGGACGGAGAUUGGAAAAUGCAAAUUUUAUUCGGAAUCGGAUGUGUCAAAUACUCUUAUCGAGUUAACUACUUCUGAAGAGAAGACGUCAUUAGUAAAUAACCUUAGUGACGUACUAAAGUUAACUGAACAAUACGCCAAGUUCUAUACUAUCGAUGUGCUGAUGUUAGCUAACUAUACAAAAGCGAUAGCAAGUCAGAAACCGGAUUUGGAGAAAGUAACUGGUAUAAUAAGUAAUAUAAUGAAAAUUUCCCAGCCAGUCUUGUACAGUGCUCAACAGAACUUUAAGGCUACCGAUACCAUCCUAUUAGCCCUCGAUGACAUCUUAAUAAGUUCGACGAUAGAUAUCAGCGGUAUGAAAGAAUGGAAAAAUGACAACUUGAGAGUUAUAAUCAUAAAUAUAGAAGCCAACGAUUUUUACGGAAUAUUUGUGAAGAACUGUUCUACCGAUUUAAGCCAGUGCGAGAUAUACAACAUAUGCGGUACUCCUAUUACCCAAAGCUCCUUUCCCGAUGACCUAUACGCCGCGGUAUACAUUUCCGAAAGUCUUCAGCAACAAAUUUUGGCAUAUGCCAAAAGUAACGACAGUUAUAUUCCGAAAAUUGCGAUCACAAUUUAUUACGGAACUCAGUUAUUUGUAGAGCAGGGAGCACCAAAACAUUCUGACUUGGUUUUUGGGGUGUUACUACCUGAUUUUCCAGAGGAAUUUCAAGGUCCUUUGACGAUAUAUUACUAUACUAAUACCAGGCAAAUUUCAUUUGACUAUAAUUGCUCCUACUGGAAAUUUAACAAGACGGUUGAAAGUUCCUGGCAAGUUGAGGACUCCGAUAAUGAAAAUACUGCUAUAUUGUGCAAUUUUUAUCACUUAACGCAUUUUGCUGUACCAAUUACUACCAGUAACAGUUAUACAAAACUUCCGCCAGUUAACUACAGUACUCAUAAAAUCUAUGAGAAAGCUGUGGUUAAUACAAUAAUUGAUAUUAAUCCAAUAAGUAAUACACUUGCCUUCUCAAAUCUGCUUACUGGCAUUAAACAGAAUAUUGAAUAUACCGAUGGGUACUGCUUUAAUAAUUUUAAGAUGCAUGAAAUUAAUUAUCCUACAGAUAACUCUGUAUGUUUUUUGAAUACUUGCCACAGUGUAUCAGCUUGUGAACUACCCAAUAUAUUUAACUAUUUUUGUUGGAAUAAAAACUGGACAGUGAAAGAUAUUGAACUUUUAGCAACAACUCUACACGACCAUAUUUUUAUUAUUGAUGCACCAGCACUCGAGAUUUUAUCAGAAAUAUUAGAUUAUAUAAUGAAAUCGCACAAAGACGUAAUAAAACAAGCCCAAUUAUUGUAUAGAUCUGCAGACAAAAUACUGAACUCGUUAGAUCAAAUUUUAAUUAAUAUAAAUGAAAACGUAGAAAUUUCAGAAGAAACUUUAACUUUAUUGGUAGUUUCUAAAGAGCAUUCCGUUUAUUUUGAGGGAUUUUAUAUAACAAAGGAGCACAAAAUACAAGUCUUGUAUAAGAACCAGAAUAAAUAUAAGAAGUCAGAUAAUAUAGUUAGCUUAAUGUUUAGUUCUGAAUUGUUACAACACAUCAGAGAAUUUCCAACAAGUUUAGCCUUCGCUGUGUUUUACGAUGAUUCGUUUUUUUUUGCCCCAGGACAUACUGUUGUAGAGAAUGUUAUAGUUGAUGUUUUAUUUCAACAUUUAAAAUUCCCUUUAAAAGGUAGUAUUAUAAUAAAUUAUUUCUCUAAAUUACAAUACAAAGAAAGGAUUGAUUGUUCUUAUUGGAACUAUCUCGUUGAUGACAACGUUUUAAUUCCCGGUCAAUGGAAAAAGGAGUUUGAAUUUAACGAGCAUAUUAGUUCUUGUAGGUUUCAGCAUGCUACCCAUUUUGCUUUGGUAGUAACAACCAACAACAUCACAACUGAUUUGGAAAAUAUCCUAAAUUCUAAUUUGACCAGUUUAGAAAAAAUCAAUGCAGUACAGCAGAUCACUGAUUCGAGCGUUCAAAAUCUAGUUCCAGUCGAUGUAUCGCUAAUUUCGCAGAUUAUGUUUGACUCUUUAUCAGAAGGUACGUUCACGACCAUCGCGUCGAGAAUUAUCAGCAACUUAUUUAAUGUUUCUAGAGAUAUACUUCGUCAGUCUCAAAUAAGUUAUUCAGCGACAGAUAUCAUACUACAUAGCAUCGAUGAAAUGGCUAAACAUUUAGACACUGCCUUCAUAAAUAACAAAAACUUCUCUCUGGUUGUUAAAAAUAUGCAGGACCGAGAAGUUAAGGGGAUAUUUAUUUCGAAUUGUUUGAAUGACGUAUGUGAUAUCGAUUUUUUAGACGUAUCUGUUAAUAUAAGUGAUUACGCUGCCAACGAUUCGAUAUCGGCCAUGGUACUCUUCAGCGAUGAUUUGGUCUAUCAAAUCAAUAACAGUGCAGACUCGAGGAUUAUAGUAUCUCUAUACCACAAUGACGAUUUGUUUAAUGAGAAUAAUGAUGAUGAACGAACGACUUCCAAGAUAUUUGGAAUUAUUUUUCCUGGCCUUGACGAGGCCUUAGAAGGUCCGGUUUCUUUGAUUUAUAAUACCGGAAUAAAUAAAACUAGUAAUAAUUCGUGUGCAUAUUGGCAUUACAAUGUUAGCUCUAAGUUAGCUGGGCAAUGGCAAGACGAUGCCGAAAAGCAACACCUUCAAAAUAUGACAAUAUGUAGUUAUACGCACGUCACGCACUUUGGGUUGUUAUUGGCUAACACCGAUGAAUAUUCUGAUGAUACAGUGUUGGAUAUUAUCACCGAUAUUGGGUGUAUUUCGUCGCUUAUUGGAAUAAUAAUGAUUUUAUUUACCGCAGCUAUUUUUAGGCGGUGGCGUCAGAAUACCGGGAAUAUUAUCCUUAUCAACUUUUCAAUUGCUAUAUCCUUAAAGAUCAUUAUGUUAUAUGUUAGCGAGUUUGUACGAAGUACAUCGGGCGGAACCGUUUGCAUUAUAUCAGGUGCACUUUUGCAUUAUUCUAUUUUAUCCGAAUGCGCCUGGAUGCUCACCAUCGCUAUUUUGCAGUUCAAAAGGUUUGUCGAAGUGCUUGGAGGCCCCCCAAAAUACGUACUGCUUAAAGCUUUAGUUUGCGGUUGGGUAUUUCCCAUAAUACCGGUAGUAUGCGUCGUCCUAAUAGAUUCAGAUAGCUACGCAGUUGGAAAAACUGGAUUAUGUUAUCCAUCCGACUUAGGAAUGUACUUAGGUGUCUGGUUACCGGUUGCCAUAAUCGUGUGCAUCAACAGUGUUAUAUUCGUUUUCAUUCUCUACAACGUGUUUCAUAAAAAAACCGAAUAUAUCGAUACAGUAAAUCACGAAAUUCUGUUUCAAUGGAGACUGGCACUACUGUUAUUUUUCAUGCUGGGUUUGACGUGGCUCUUUGGAUUUUUGGGUCAGAUAAAAAAUGACGCCCUCUUCACUUACGUCUUUUGUAUUACCGCUUCGUUGCAAGGGUUUGUAAUGUUUCUAUUUUUUAUCGUGUUUAAUAAAAGCACCCGACUGUUGUAUCUGCACUCUGCUAAGCACUGGUUCUAUUCGAAAGGAAUAUUUAAAGUUGGGAACGAAAAGUUACAUAGUAAGUAUUGAUUAAUAGAAAUUGCGCGAAAUUAUUUUCAAGUAGUACCUCUGGGGCGGGGGGGGGGGCACCC
Messenger RNA from Sitophilus oryzae (rice weevil), 4340 nucleotides. RefSeq lists its product as uncharacterized. Gene Ontology annotation, molecular function: G protein-coupled receptor activity. The coding region runs from base 76 to 4278 and encodes 1400 amino acids. The record is from RefSeq and is a predicted model, not a curated record. Lineage: Eukaryota; Metazoa; Arthropoda; Insecta; Coleoptera; Curculionidae. Gene Ontology annotation, biological process: cell surface receptor signaling pathway; G protein-coupled receptor signaling pathway. The transcript is spliced from 2 exons. Gene Ontology annotation, cellular component: membrane.